This is a messenger RNA of Camelina sativa (false flax), 1059 nucleotides long. Lineage: Eukaryota; Viridiplantae; Streptophyta; Magnoliopsida; Brassicales; Brassicaceae. The record is from RefSeq and is a predicted model, not a curated record.
AUGGUACAAGCAAUAACUCGUCCGAUACAAUACUUGUUAAUCUCCUAUCUCCGGUAUCUUGUCGGCUUUCCUUCGCUGACUGGUAUAAAGGAUCAUCAAGUCACGGUUAUCAUCGAGGAAAAAACGGAUGCUGGGACGCAAAACGUACUCCAUGGCGCCACUCGGGCAUAUCUUUUCAAUAAAAUCAGAGUCGACUUGGUCAAGUUUUACGUCGGUGAAAUUAUGUUCGACGAUAUAUACCAAGGGGUCGAGCUCAAGUGGAGGAUUUUCGUUGAUAACAAAAAUGCUGGAAAUAUCAAUAAGCAGUGUUUCGAGCUGAGAUUUGACGAAAAGCACAGAGAUUUGGUUUUCGACUCUUACAUACCUUUUGUGGAGAGCCAGGCCAAUAGCAAGAAGAAGAGAAUCCUCGAGAUGCACACAUACUCUCAUUGCUCUGACUCUUGGGGAAUCAAGAGCCUCAAUCACCAUUCAACCUUUGAAACGAUUGUUAUGAAGGAAGGGCUCAAGCGUGACCUCAUCGAUGAUCUUGACCGGUUCAUCAGCAAGGAAGAUUUCUACAAAAGAGACCGGCGACGGCGACACUGGGUGAGAUUUUACUUGUUGCAUGGGCAACCAGGGACCGGAAAGACUAUUCUUGUUGCUGCUAUGGCUAAAUAUCUGAACUUCGAUGUCUAUAAACUAACCCUCCCUCUAGGGUUGAAAACUGACUUCGACCCGAGGAGACUUAUCUCCAGAGCCAAGGACAGCUCGAUUCUCCUCGUAGAGGAUAUAGACGGCUCCCUCGAGAUUGACAUGGGACGUUGCUGUUUUGAGGGGUUCAAAACGUUGGCGUCUAACUACUUGGGCCUCUCUCAUGACAAUGAUUGCCCACACCCUCUUUACCCGGAUAUCAAACGUUUGAUUGAUGGACAAGCUGUGACACCAGGUCAACUCGCAGAGGAGCUAAUGAAGAGCCUAGACGUUGAUAUCGCCCUCCAAGGUUUGGUGAGGACUUUGGAGAUGAAGAGUAGUUUAAUAUCAAGUAAGAUUGACGAAGAUGACAAAAGACUUGUGAAGUAG